GUAAAGCUGCUCCUCGUAUGACACUAUCGUGUUUUCAAAAAGUUGGAAUAUUUCGUCUGCGGCCUUAAUUAGUCGCUCCCUCACCAGGUCUUUCAACAUUUUGACGAAAUUGACGACGCUCAAUCACUAGUACCAUUGAUAUUACAGAUACUAUGAGGCUAGAUGGAUAGAGGAGUAGUCUGAAACCUGAACUUCGCCCUCCGAGGUGCAGAUGGCAGUAAAGAACCCUCCCCUUACUCCAUCUACCCGUUACCGCUGUUGACAAGCAUCAAAGAAGAGAGGGCCGCUGAAGUAUGAUCAUGCGUGAAUUGUCAGGAUGGGUACGCAAAUGAAAGACGUCUUCAUUAGCCCCGACGCCCCACACACGCUCCUGUUGGAUAAACAUGCAGACUACAUCGCUGCAUACGGCUCCAAAAAGGACGACUAUGAGUACACGCUGUCCGAAUACCUGCGCAUGAGCGGUAUCUACUGGGGUCUGACGGUGAUGGACCUGAUGGCUCAGCUGCCUCGCAUGAAUCGCCAGGAGAUCGUCGACUUCAUCACAGCAUGUCAGCAUGAAUGCGGUGGGGUCAGCGCCAGCAUCGGCCACGACCCCCAUCUGCUCUACACGCUCAGCGCUGUGCAGAUUUUGUGCUUGUACGACAGUGUGGACGCACUAGAUGUGGAUAAAGUGGUUGAGUACGUUAAAGGGUUGCAGCAGGACGACGGAUCCUUUGCGGGAGACAAAUGGGGAGAAAUCGACACAAGAUUUUCCUUCUGUGCAGUAGCCACACUUUCAUUAUUGGGCAAGAUGGAUGCCAUCGACGUGGACAAAGCCGUGGAAUUUGUGUUGUCCUGUAUGAACUUUGAUGGCGGUUUUGGAUGCAGGCCUGGCUCUGAAUCUCACGCCGGUCAGAUUUACUGCUGCACGGGCUUCCUGUCGCUGACGGGCCAACUGCACCAGCUCAACGCCGACCUGCUGGGUUGGUGGCUCUGCGAGAGGCAGCUGCCAUCUGGGGGCCUCAACGGGCGGCCUGAAAAGCUUCCGGACGUCUGCUACUCUUGGUGGGUUCUGGCUUCGCUCCGGAUUAUAGGCAAGAUCCACUGGAUCGACAAGGACAAGCUGCGCUCCUUUAUCCUGGCCUGCCAGGACGAGGAGACAGGGGGCUUCGCUGACCGACCGGGAGACAUGGUGGACCCCUUCCAUACCCUGUUUGGAAUCGCUGGCCUCUCCCUUCUGGGGGAUGACAAGAUCAAAGCAGUGAAUCCUGUACUGUGCAUGCCCGAGGACGUGCUGCAGAGGCUCGGCCUUAAGCCGGAGCUUCUUAGCUAGCCCCCCUCCAAGACACGUGGAGGUUAUUUUCAUUGAACAUUCCUGUACGUGUUGACUUAAUCCUACUCUGAUGAUUACAAUCGGAGAAAACUUACCAUGAAACAAUAAUAUACACUAUUCGGACCCCAGUUUACAUCACUGAAACGCCUGAUUUAUUUGGAUUAAAUGGUUACUACAAUAAUGAAA
This is a messenger RNA of Corythoichthys intestinalis (scribbled pipefish), 1498 nucleotides long. RefSeq names its product Rab geranylgeranyltransferase subunit beta (gene rabggtb). Gene Ontology annotation, biological process: protein geranylgeranylation. Gene Ontology annotation, molecular function: Rab geranylgeranyltransferase activity. The record is from RefSeq and is a predicted model, not a curated record. Gene Ontology annotation, cellular component: Rab-protein geranylgeranyltransferase complex. The transcript is spliced from 10 exons. The coding region runs from base 317 to 1312 and encodes 331 amino acids. Lineage: Eukaryota; Metazoa; Chordata; Actinopteri; Syngnathiformes; Syngnathidae.